Molecule: messenger RNA, 1773 nt
Organism: Carassius auratus (goldfish)
Lineage: Eukaryota; Metazoa; Chordata; Actinopteri; Cypriniformes; Cyprinidae
Product: centromere protein F-like
Exons: 2
Coding region: 4-1587 (527 amino acids)
Source: RefSeq, a predicted model, not a curated record
GAAAUGUCUUCACCUAUCAGUAAGAAAAUGCCUUCGGUGAAAGCUGACCGUGAACAACCAAACUGCACUGGUAUUGUAAAACGUGGUCGUGGUAGACCCCCUAAGUCUAAAAACACCGCUCUAGCUCACAUGUGCAACAGUGCAGAGAAAUUGCCCGCUUCAAGACAAGAUGAUAGUGAAGUAGAAAAAACUAAGAAAGACAGUGAGAUUGAGAAGGGUAAUAAGCAACAACCAAAUACACAGCAGGAGAAAGACUCAACAGAAAUGGAAGAAGCAGAUGCUAAUGGCAAUUUUGCACAGGCGACACUGAAUUCUCACUUAAAAUAUGCUGCUCAGGCAAAAGGACAAAGCAUCAUUGAUCAAAUUUUCCAUCAGACUCUUCCAAGUGUUGAAAACCUCGCUUGUAAAAGUUCUCUGAAUACUGAUCAGCCGCUAAUAUCUAGCCAACGAGACGCCUCUUUUAGCCUUCAAAUAUUCCAAGGAGGGAACAGUGAAGACGAGUGUAGUAAAUUAAUGAUGAAUAGCAGUGAAGUGCUCAAUAAGCAGAAAAAAGCAGAGACGUCUCUGCUGAUGAACGAGAAUAAAGACAUGGAGGUAUCUGACAAGCACGUAGGGUCACCUACAAGUGACCGACAAGACAAUGUGUUACAGAAUAAUGAUUCCCAAAAAGAGAUGGGAAAAGACAUUCAGGACCAGAUGAAUGAGAUAUCUUUGCCGUUAACAGCUGAGGAGGACGUAAUGAAGGAAAUGAUGAUCCUGGCUGAUGAUAUCGAUGAUGCUGAUCAUCCCAAGUUGCCCACAGAGAAAGACUGUGAUGGUUCUACCAGUGAACUGACAGUGAUGGAGGGAAUAGAAAUUAAUUUCAGUACGAAUCCUGAUAGUAAACCAGCAGAACAUCUCCGAGAUGAACAAAACCUGGAAGAUACUGUUUCUAAUGAGACAUCAGACAUGGACAAAGGUGUUCAGGAAGCAUGUGGUGUUAAUACCCAGGAUGUUAGCUGUAUAGGAAGAAAUAAAGAGGUUCAGAUGAUUGAAGAAACUAUGGAUGGAGAAGAAACUGAAUUUCUGAGGGCAACUGAGCUUGUGGAGGCUUCUUCGGAUGAUAGGUGUUUGGAAACCACCAAUAGCUUGGAUGAUGAUGAUAAAAUGAAUGAAGAGGGGCACCAGUACAGUGCUGGGAAGACUAAUGAACAGACCCUACUGGAGGAAGACGAAUUGAGUAAAGGACACAUUAGGAGUGCUGGGAUUGCAGAUGAUGCAUCAAACAGAGCUCUGACACUGAGAAAAACAGAAGAAAUAAUAUGCAGAGAUGCUCCUUCUGUCCAGACUGAAGUAUCGCUUCAGUCAAACUAUCAAAGCCCCCGAGUGCGCAGUGAGAAUAUCUCAGCGGUGACGUCCAGUUCAGAAUCAUCCGAUGAAGAAGAUAUUGACGUAGAUGUUGUCGAUGAAUCUGUAGAUGAUCCGUUAGGGCUUUUGGCAGCUAGACAGUUUGUCACACUGGCUAUUGAGUGUCUAAUGGAGCAAGAGGAUGAGCUGGAUGCCACUGAAGAAGAGGAGGUAGAUGUCACUGGAGAAGAGACAGAAUAAAUUUUUAUGUUCAUGUUGAGAAUACAUGUUUAGCAUUUUGAAAUCAAUAGCAGAUGUUUAAACCAAGUUCUUAACCCAAGGUUUAAUAUAUCAAAUGGUGAGAAUAAUUAUUAUUUUUUUUUGUCAAUAUGACAUUAUGUGAAUUAGCCUGUAAAUUCAUUCAGUUUAUUUUGGAUUGUCUCAUAC